CUUAGGUUUGUUCUGGGACACAGUUAAGUGUCUUGGGAGUAGUUUGGCACAGUAAGACUUGUUUUGAGCUUUUAAAAGGCAGAACAAAAGUAGCUUUAGUCUAGGGGUACUUUAUUUCCUAUUACUGAGGAAAUCCCCUCUGAGUACUUUAUAUCUUCUAUAUUAUGAAGGCUUUAAGCUGUUACUGUUGGCGGGGGGCACAGACAAAUCUGUGUUGGCUGUGAGGAUUGUUCUACAUAUUCCCUUCCAGUACUUUCCCUUGGUUAGGGUAGUUUAAUCACAUGUACAUGCAUGCUUAUCAGUUCUCAGCUGAAAACCUAACAGUAGCCCUCUACAAAUCUCUUGAGUUUAUUUAGUUGUUUCUUCUCUGUUACUCUGCCUUAUGAAUUCUAGCCCCCUUGGCCUUUCUGCAUUUUCAGCUCUGUCCCUUCAACUCAAGGGGAUUGCUGGACUCUGUGUUUUCUCCUAUAUAUACUAUGGCCUAGAAGUUCUUUCUAGGCAGUAAGGUGGGGUAGUUGCCAUGUUGCCUAUUGUCUGAUGUUUGAUAACCAUUGUUUUAUAUACAUUGUCUGGCUUUUUAGUUUAUUAAGGUGAGAGUAAAUCUAUUUCCUGUUACUCCAUAAUGGGCAGGCAGUAGAGAUAAUUGGUUGAGAGGAAAGAAAUAUCUAAGCACAAAAGGAAGCGAGAGGUGGGGAAGAUUACCAAACAUCCUAAAACGUAUUACCUCAUUUGGAAAUACUUGGGAGACAGGAAAAAAUUUCUAACAAAAUGGCAGCUUUUCGAAACCAUUGUCUGCAUUUGGAUUCAGUUGGUGAAAUAACAAAAGAAGACUUAAUACAAAAAUCUCAUGGUACUUGUCAGGAUUGUAAAGUCAGAGGACCAAAUCUUUGGGCAUGCCUGGAGAAUAGAUGUUCAUAUGUUGGUUGUGGUGAAUCCCAAGUAGAUCACAGCACCAUACAUUCUCAGGAGACAAAGCAUUAUCUAACUGUGAACCUUACCACUCUUCGAGUAUGGUGUUAUGCUUGCAGCAAAGAAGUAUUUUUGGAUAGGAAAUUAGGAACUCAGCCUUCUUUGCCUCAUGUAAGAUCACUUCAGCAAACACAAGAAAACAAUGUCCAGGAUUUUAAAAUACCGAGCAAUACAACAUUAAAAACUCCUCUGGUUGCUGUAUUUGAUGAUUUGGACAUAGAAGUGGAAGAAGAAGAUGAGCUUAAGGCAAGAGGUCUUACAGGUUUGAAAAAUAUUGGAAAUACUUGUUAUAUGAAUGCAGCUUUGCAGGCUCUUUCUAACUGUCCACCUUUGACACAGUUUUUUCUUCAUUGUGGAGGACUAGCUCGAACAGAUAAGAAACCAGCCAUUUGCAAAAGUUAUCUCAAACUGAUGACAGAACUCUGGCAUAAAAGCAGGCCAGGAUCUGUUGUGCCCACUACUCUGUUUCAAGGAAUUAAAACAGUAAAUCCAACAUUUCGGGGCUAUUCUCAGCAGGAUGCUCAAGAAUUCCUUCGAUGUUUAAUGGAUCUGCUUCAUGAAGAGUUAAAAGAACAGGUCAUGGAAGUUGAGGAAGAUACUCAAACUAUAACGACUGAGGAGACCAUGGAAGAGGACAAGAGCCAAUCAGAUGUAGAUUUUCAAUCCUGUGAAUCUUGUAGCAGCAGUGAUAAAGCAGAAAAUGAAAAUGGCUCUAGAGGCUUUUCUGAAGAUAAUAACGAAACAACAAUGUUGAUUCAGGAUGAUGAGAACAAUUCCGAAAUGGCAAAAGAUUGGCAAAAAGAGAAGAUGUGCAAUAAGAUUAAUAAAGUAAAUUCUGAAGGAGAAUUAGAUAAAGAUAGAGACUCUGUGUCUGAAACAGUUGACUUGAACAACCAGGAAACUGUCAAAGUGCAAAUACACAGCAGAGCUUCAGAAUACAUUACUGAUGUCCAUUUGAAUGACCUGUCUACAUCACAGAUCCUCCCAUCAAAUGAAGGUGUUAAUCCACGUUUAUCAGCAAGCCCUCCUAAAUCAGGCAAUUUGUGGCCAGGAUUGGCAGCCACACACAAAAAAGCUCAAUCUGCAUCAUCUCCAAAGAGGAAAAAACAGCACAAGAAAUACCGAAGUGUUAUUUCAGACAUAUUUGAUGGAACAAUUAUUAGUUCAGUGCAGUGUCUGACUUGUGACAGGGUGUCUGUAACCCUCGAGACCUUUCAAGAUCUGUCCUUGCCAAUUCCUGGCAAGGAAGACCUUGCUAAGCUGCAUUCAUCCAGUCACCCAACUUCUAUAGUCAAAGCAGGAUCAUGUGGCGAAGCAUAUGCUCCACAAGGGUGGAUAGCGUUUUUCAUGGAAUAUGUGAAGAGGUUUGUUGUCUCAUGUGUUCCUAGCUGGUUUUGGGGUCCAAUAGUAACCUUGCAAGAUUGUCUUGCUGCCUUCUUCGCCAGAGAUGAACUGAAAGGUGACAAUAUGUACAGUUGUGAAAAAUGCAAAAAAUUAAGGAAUGGAGUAAAGUUUUGUAAAGUACAAAAAUUUCCUGAGAUUUUGUGCAUCCAUCUUAAAAGAUUCAGACAUGAACUGAUGUUUUCCACCAAAAUCAGUACCCAUGUUUCAUUUCCGCUGGAAGGUCUGGAUCUUCAGCCAUUUCUUGCUAAGGAUAGUCCAGUUCAGAUUGUUACCUAUGAUCUUCUGUCAGUCAUUUGUCAUCAUGGAACUGCAAGUAGUGGACACUAUAUUGCCUACUGCCGAAACAAUUUAAAUCAUCACUGGUAUGAAUUUGAUGAUCAAAGUGUCACUGAAGUUUCAGAAUCUACUGUGCAAAAUGCAGAAGCUUAUGUUCUUUUCUAUAGGAAAAGCAGUGAAGAGGCACAAAAAGAGAGAAGAAGGAUAGCAAAUUUAUUGAACAUAAUGGAGCCAAGUCUUCUUCAAUUUUAUAUUUCUCGACAGUGGCUAAAUAAAUUUAAGACUUUUGCUGAACCUGGUCCUAUUUCAAAUAAUGAUUUUCUCUGUAUUCAUGGAGGUGUUCCUCCACGAAAAGCUGGUUAUAUUGAAGACCUGGUUUUGAUGCUGCCUCAGAACAUUUGGGAUAACCUGUAUAGCAGGUACGGAGGAGGACCAGCUGUCAACCAUCUGUACAUUUGUCACACUUGCCAAAUUGAGGCAGAGAAAAUUGAAAAAAGAAGAAAAACAGAAUUGGAAAUUUUUAUUCGGCUCAACAGAGCAUUCCAAGAGGAGGACUCUCCAGCUACUUUUUAUUGCAUCAGUAUGCAGUGGUUUAGAGAAUGGGAAAGUUUUGUGAAGGGUAAAGAUGGAGAUCCUCCAGGUCCCAUUGAUAACACUAAAAUUGCAAUCACUAAAUGUGGCAAUGUGAUGCUCAGGCAAGGAGCAGAUUCUGGUCAGAUUUCUGAAGAAACAUGGAAUUUUCUACAGUCUAUAUAUGGUGGAGGGCCUGAAGUUAUCCUGCGACCUCCAGUUGUUCACAUUGACCCUGAUGUACUACAAGCAGAAGAAAAAAUUGAAGUAGAAACUCGGUCUUUGUAAUUUUGAGGGUAUAGAGAGUUUUAAUGAGAAAUCAUUUUCAUUUCCUCUCACAUACACUGGCAAAAACAUUCCUAAAAGCAUGUUUAUUUUCUUGAUUUUUAAUAUUUUAUUCCUUCUUACUGGGCAUUAUGGAAGAAUGUGUUAAAAUAUGUGAUAUACUACAGGUUGGUAUAUUUAAUGCUAGAUAACUUAUCAUAAAGUCUUUCAGUGUAAUAUUUUUGAAAGGAAAGGGAUAUUUGUGAUCAUUUGUUAAUCAGUAGGUUAUCUUUGAUCUUUAUACUACAUGCAAAUCCAUACUAUCCUUUGUAGUUUUGUAAAUACUUUUGCUUUGGAAAUUUUUUCAUUACCUUAAAACACCAUAACUCUGACCAAUCUUCAGUUCUCCAAAACCCUAAUUUAAUUGUAUAGUUUUGACAUGGCUUCAUAUAAUAAAGAGCCUAUUUUAAAUUGAGAGUUGUAGUCAGAAAAAUGUUAAUUUCCUAAAGCUCAGGAAUCGUUAGGGUGUCACUUCUUUUGCACUGCAGCAUAUAAACUAGCAUAUUAAUAUUUACAAUAUGUCUUUUUGAAUGUAUCAAGGAUGUAAUUAGUUUGAGUGGAAUUUGUGUCAGCAGAUGUCCGUAACUUAUUGCCUCUUAUACUGUAAAAUGUUAAACUCUAAUUCCUAUAACCCUGGAUAGUAUUCAUUAAUAUCAGUAAAAAACUUAGAGUUAGUUUUAGGGCACUUUUUAUUUUGAGAGCAUGAAGUAUGGAAUGUGUUGAUGAGAUUGUUGAUACAGCUGAAGCUACUUGCAAAAUGAUUUUUUUAAUGAAAUGCAUAAAGUCUUUUUGAAUAAUAUAGUAUGCACCGCUAUUUGCUUGAUUAUGUGAUGUCAAAAGUUUAACUAUAUUCCAAGUACAAAACAAACUGGAUUACUUUGAGGAUGUGAAUAGCAUUCAUGAUGGGUUUGUUUUGGUGUGGGGCACCUGCCACCAGCUGAAACAGUGUUGUUAAAAUUAGUUCAAUAAAAAUGAUUUUAAAAUGUA
Molecule: messenger RNA, 4530 nt
Organism: Mustela erminea (ermine)
Lineage: Eukaryota; Metazoa; Chordata; Mammalia; Carnivora; Mustelidae
Gene: USP33
Product: ubiquitin specific peptidase 33
Exons: 24
Coding region: 769-3507 (912 amino acids)
Biological process (GO): protein deubiquitination
Molecular function (GO): zinc ion binding; cysteine-type deubiquitinase activity
Source: RefSeq, a predicted model, not a curated record